Sarcophilus harrisii (Tasmanian devil) is the source of this 4849-nucleotide messenger RNA. RefSeq names its product zinc finger DHHC-type palmitoyltransferase 15 (gene ZDHHC15). Lineage: Eukaryota; Metazoa; Chordata; Mammalia; Dasyuromorphia; Dasyuridae. Bases 73 to 1086 code for a protein of 337 amino acids. Gene Ontology annotation, cellular component: endoplasmic reticulum; Golgi apparatus. Gene Ontology annotation, biological process: peptidyl-L-cysteine S-palmitoylation; synaptic vesicle maturation; protein targeting to membrane. Gene Ontology annotation, molecular function: protein-cysteine S-palmitoyltransferase activity. The record is from RefSeq and is a predicted model, not a curated record. The transcript has 12 exons.
UCCUCCCCAUAUCUUCUUAGUCCUCUCCGCGCUAGAGCUGCCAGACCUGCUGGGUCGAGCUUCGAGCGGAGGAUGCGACGGGGCUGGAAGAUGGCUCUGUCCGGGGGGCUGCGGUUCUGCCGCCGCAUGCUGGCUUGGGUGCCCGUGCUGGUUAUCGUGCUCGUCGUGCUUUGGUCCUAUUACGCCUAUGUCUUCGAGAUGUGCGUGGUGACUGUGGCCAACACAGUAGAAAAAGUCAUCUACCUCGCAGUGUACCAUGCCCUCUUUGUUUUCUUCAUCUGGACCUAUUGGAAAUCUAUCUUCACUCUGCCACAUCAGCCACACCAGAAGUUCUUCAUGUCCUACGGAGACAAGGAACGCUAUGAGAAUGAAGAACGGCCUGAAGUUCAGAAGCAGAUGCUCCUUGACAUAGCCAAGAAGUUGCCGGUGUACACCAGGACUGGGAAUGGAGCUGUCCGAUUCUGCGACCGGUGCCAUCUGAUCAAGCCUGAUCGCUGCCACCACUGCUCUGUCUGUUCCAUGUGUGUCUUGAAAAUGGACCAUCACUGCCCUUGGGUGAACAACUGCAUCGGAUUCUCCAACUACAAAUUCUUCCUUCAGUUCUUGGCCUACUCUGUCCUGUAUUGCCUCUACAUCGCCACGACUGUUUUCCAGUAUUUCAUCAAAUAUUGGGUGGGUGAUCUUCCGAAUACGCGCUCCAAGUUCCACGUCCUCUUCCUCCUUUUUGUGGCUUGCAUGUUUUUCGUCAGCCUGAUGAUUCUCUUUGGGUACCAUUGCUGGCUUCUGAGCAGAAACAAAACGACCUUGGAGGCCUUCUCCGCUCCGGUGUUUCUCAGUGGCCCGGACAAAAAUGGGUUCAACCUUGGAUUCAUCAGAAACUUCCAGCAAGUGUUUGGUGAGAACAAGAAGCUGUGGUUACUCCCCAUCGGGUCCAGCCCAGGUGACGGACAUUCCUUCCCAAUGAGGUCCAUGAAUGAAUCCCAGAAUCCACUGCUGGCCAACGAAGAGCACUGGGAGGAUAACGAAGAGGAUGGUCGAGAUUUUCCGGAAAGCUCAUCAUCGCUUACCAUUGAAAUGGAGACAUAGCACUUUCCCCAUCUCCUGCUUCUGUCCACUAGGCCCCCAUCACCUCUCCUUUCUCUGAGGCUGGCAGAGUUCGAGAUCUGGAGACGCCCAGUGUUCCAGAUGACACCACGGUGGAGUAUGAUUGGAUCAAAACCCUCACGUUCUGGAAACGUCCCUUCCCGUGCUUGAUGUACCAAUUUUUCAGGGCUUUCCAAGUCCUCUUUUCAUGUAGUGACUCCACUUGGCAGGUUGGUGGCCACAGAUCCAGGCCAAUCCUCCCUCGCCUCUCUAUCCCCUUUAUUCCCAAUUUCCCGCCCCCAGUCAGUGAGGGUCUUAAUGUAACACUGGGCUUCUUUCCAUUAGCUCUGGCAUGCCCACUGGGCUGCAGAUGCUUUCCUCCUCAGAGCCCCCCACCACCCUUGACCUGGGAAGCCCAGGAAGCCCCUGCAUUGUGGUGUGUGAGGGGCAUUUGAGUAUGUGUGCUGCAUGCGCCUCUGUGUGUGUGUGUAUGUGCAUUUAUACAUAUGCAAAAGUACAUGUGUGGGUGCAGGCUGUGUACAUAAACUGGCAUUAGGGUGAAUGGCUGAUCACUGGGAGAACCAAGAUUAAAAACCAAGGCUGGAGCUUUCCCUGGAGCUUCUGUGGAGACACAGGCUUCCCCGUGCCCCCAUCCCCAUCCCAAAAUGGCGGAGCUCUUGAGUGCAAUCCUUAGACCGGGCAGGACCUUCCAAUUUCCGAGAGUUCUCCACAUGCUGAGGAUACCUAGGGAAGUGAAGCACUAUGGGAAGCCCUUGCCAUAUUUUCCCUCCUCAGCCCAGGUUCUCGUCUGAAUCAGGCCCACAAGUCUAGCCCCAGCUCAGAUCCUCCCCCUCAAAGAUACAGCACUUUCACCAUAUCCCACCACAGGCCCAAGAGAUAGAAUAACAUCAUAUCCCACCUACAAAGGGCCAUCAGCAUCAUCUAGUCCACACACACUUAGCCCCACUUUCCAUCAAAACAAAGGAAACUGAGGCCUUGAAAAGAGAACUAAUUGGCCAUCCCAAGUUACACAGCAGAUGAAGGAUUUGAACCCAGGGUCCUGGACUCCCAGUCUAGUAUACUUUCCUCUCCACCUUGUUGGUACAGGAGUGAAUAGAUAAAUGCAUUUCAGAUUCAGGGCAAGUGUCAGAUGCUCAACACUCCCCUCAACAUGUUUCCACUCCCCAUGUUUCCUUUUCUCUACCACAUUUCCAUCCCCCAACAUCUUUCCCUGUGUGCAUAUGCACAUACACACACAUGCACCCCAUUUCUUAGACUUCACAAACAGGCUUAAUGAGAAUUGAGAAACAAUUGGUUUGAACCGGGGGCCAUGGGCUUUUGAGGACCAUUUUUUCCAUCUUAACCCUGUCCUUUUCCUAAGAAACAAGUUUCAGAGUAACCAUUAACCCUAAAGCUCCCACCACACAACAAAGAUUUGUGUUUACUCGCCAGGGGUUAGCAUGUAAACAUUGAUAAAACUGAGCAGUAUCAUGCCAGGCCUUCGGCCUUCUCAAAGCUUCAUUGGGAGCUCGGCCAUUAGGUUGGCUCCCGAAGUUUCCAUUUGUCACCCUUUUUCCUUAUAAUCACCGUCUCCCCAGUCCUCGAUUCAGUAUAUGGACGCUGAAGUCAUUUAGCCUAUCCUAAUACCUUGGAGUACUGAUUCAUUCAGCUUCCCUGGCAAGCCUCUUGUCCCCAGCUGCUGAGAAGAGAAGGGAAAAGGCCAAGGUCUUUCAGCCCAGCCUUUGAGGCCCCUGUGCUUAUGGGAUGGAGCUCCUGGAUCUAGGCUUUCAGCAAAGCUUGCAGCUGCUGAGCCAAGUCCAGGGAAGCCGAAGCCCCACGUAAGAGAUGGGCGGUUUUCAGCACAGCCAGAACCCUGUGGGCCAAGGCAGCUUCGGGAGCAAAGCUGGACUGUUCUGGCCCUACUGUCACAAGUUCAAUCCUUGAGCCUUCUGAAAUCCUGAAGCCAAAUGAUAGUUGCUAUGUCACCCUCCAGGAAGAGAGAGAAAACCCUAUUCUCUUACCUGAGUCAAUUCCCCCACACACACUCCCUUUCCUAGACUGGGAGAGGAUGAAGCUCUCCUCAUCCAGCCUCCCUUACCUUAAAGGCAUGGAAACCAAGAGACCCCAAGUGUGAGGUCAUACAGGGAGACAGCUGAGCUGGGAAUUAAACCUGGCUAUCCCUUUCUACCCUGCCAUGCUGCCUUUUCUGCCAGUAGUUCUGAUAAAACAAUUCCAGGCUAGUCAACAUCUCCCACGCCUGGCAUCCAUUAGUAUUCCCCUCCCAGAAGUCAAGGAUCCUAAGAGAACAACAGUAUCGCCAGGCCCUCCCAAGUCGAGACCGGAGGGCUCUGGGAAGCCAAAUAAGGAACGUCUCCCCAGUCUUGGCUCCACAGGCAUCCGACAGUCAUACCUUGGCUUUCUAGAGGUUACCUCAGAGUUGACUGCCACACCAAACCAGAAGCCCUGCUGAAAAAGAGAUUGGUACAUUUGCUUAGAAUCCUCAAUUGUACAGACAAGUUUAGAACUGGAAGGCAGCUUAGCGAUCAUUUGAUCUAGCAGUUCUUGACCUGGGGUCCACAAACUUGUUUUUUGACUAUGUUGAUGAUCGCAUUUCCGUACGAUCGGUUUCCUUUGUAAUCCUACAUGUUUGUUUGUUUUUUAACUCGUCUAAGACUAUGGUUUUGAGAAGGGCUCCAUGGGCUUCACCAGAUUGUCAGAGAGGCCUGCCACGUGCCCAAGGUAAAGAACACCAAGCCUGGUCCAAGCCCACUGGAACAGGCCUGUCUUUCUUAUGGACUCCGUGUCACUCGGUGCUCCGGCCAUUUGCUCUCCCCUUUCCCAUCUAUGAAACCUAGCCUAAAGCUGAAAGGUGCUAGUCCUUACUUCUGUCCUCACCUCAGUCAGUCCAAUACAGGACUAGAAUGAGAAGGCGGACACCCCCCGCCCAGUAUUCCUAAAUAUCCUGUGAUCGCAUGAGCCCUGAAUGCCUUUCUCCUUCAUGAGGCAACAAGAUGGAGAUGACUUUCUCGGGUUUUUUAGCUAGAGAAAUGAAGGCUCAGAGAAAUUAGGUGUUGUCCACUUAAGUGAGGCUGGCUCAUUUGGAAAUGCUGUGGGAUCAGAUGCAUUGAGGGCCCCCAACAUUCUCUACUGGUGACUAUCAGCCUUUCUGUGCAUUCCUGAACCUCGACUUCUGAGGGUGGCCCAAAGUAGAAAGUGCCAGAGGCUUGGGAAUCAAAGGCCUGAGGUCCAUGGCUCAGCUCUACCAUUUCCUGGCUCUGUGACCGGACCCUGAGUCACACUUCCCUCGUUUGUAAAAAUGAGGUUGGGCUAGAUGAGCUCAGAGGGCAUUCUCAACACUAGCUCCUAGGACCCAGGAUCUCACGUGGUAUCACAUUGGUAUCACUGGGCCAGGAAUCCUCCACCAGACAGAAAGCGUCCUAAACAAAAUGAUUGGAAUCUUCUGGGAGAUGGCUUGCUUUGGCAAUUCACAAGCUCCAUAUAACCGGUGGGAAAGAGAAAAGAACAUUUUAAAUGUGAAGGGACGUUAGAGAUCACCUGGCCCAAUCGUGUCAGUUAACAAACGAGGAAACAGGCCCAGAGUACAAGGAAGUGUCAGAGCUGGGACUUGAACCCAGGUCUUCUGCCCCCAAAGCCAGGGCUCUUACCACUACGCCUCACUUGACUUUGGAGGUGCGGUCCACAGCCAAAACAUAUGGCAUCAAAUAGUAGCCUUUUACAUGCGAACGAAGCAUAACGUACCAAGGAA